Molecule: messenger RNA, 2586 nt
Organism: Harpegnathos saltator (Jerdon's jumping ant)
Lineage: Eukaryota; Metazoa; Arthropoda; Insecta; Hymenoptera; Formicidae
Exons: 10
Coding region: 1-2508 (835 amino acids)
Source: RefSeq, a predicted model, not a curated record
AUGGAAAAAUACCAGCAAAUGAAAGCAUUCAUUUCGGUGGCUGUAGAUUAUAACAAGCAUCCCAAUGAAAACGCUACGUCCGAUAUACAAAGGAAUCUCGGGGUAAUAAGUGCAUCAUUGGAUCUCAGUAUAUUUGAUCCUGGCACCAGUAUAGCUGCAGAAUUUUAUGUGAGCUUGUAUGAGCUUAUGAACUCUUUGGGAUCUCGAUCUACUUUGAUCUGGAGCACCAUAGAUGUUUUACAAAAUGUUUGCCGAAAUGUUCCUGCUAGACAAGCACUUAUUCAUACAUACAAAUUUGCCCCAAUAUUGGCAAGGUUACUAGAAGCAAAUUUGACGACUGAAAAGAGGAUAAGAGUUUUGAAAUUACUUCAAGAAUUAACAUAUGGAAUUAAAAUAUCAUGGCAAGAAGCUCAUCUUCCAUAUUUAAUUUCUAUCUUGACUCAAUGGAUUGAACAAUCAAAAGAAGAAGAAAUUAUUGCUCUUUCUUUAGGAGUGCUGGUAAAUCUAUGUUAUAAAAAUCUUCCAGCAGUAUACACAUUGAUGAGAACUAUCAAAACUAAAGAGUUCAUUCGAACAUUACUGAAGCUUCAAGAUCAUCUCAGUACUAGUGUGCAAUGUUGUAAACUCUUAAUUAUACUUGAACCAACUAAUACAAACAUUUCUGAGAAAUAUAUCUUGGACUUUGCAUCACUGACUUUUGUCAAUCUCAGGACAGCAAUGAGACAAAAGGAUAUUUUAUUAUUAAGACAUAUUAUCGAUUUCUUCAAUGAUGUUGGACAAAAUGAACAUUCUCGAAAUGUGCUGCUUACAUAUUCAAAUUACCAGAAAGAUGUUGAUAAUACACUGGCUACAUUGGAAGAGGAAACAGAUCCAGAAUGUGUUGCUCUUAUAAUGGAAUUUUUAUUAUCAUUAGUGAAGUUGAAGUUACCUGCCUUAAUUCCUUUAUAUCCUGCUUGUAUAAAAUCAGCUAUGACAUGGGUACCUGUGGAACAAGUGUGCUCUAAAGCUUUAGCACUUAUACGAACUGUAAUUAUUGAUUCACGACGCACCAAAACUUCCACUGACGUUCUAACAGAACUAGAUCCAUCUGUUCUUAUGCUCAUAACGAAUUCAGGAGAUGAAAUUAAUGACCAAAAUAGAAGUAGGAACGCGGAGACAGAAACUAGACAAGCUGAAUUAAUGCAACUGUUUCAAGAAAUGAUCAAGAGCAUUCCACUCAGAAAGAAGAUCAUGCAGUCGUUUAGUGAACACGAGAUGCGUAUUUUAUUCAGCCAUAUGCUAGAUAAUGAAUUUUCUGCUGCUGGAGAUUGGACUGGGAAUUUCAUCCAGAAUACUUCUAUCAAUCUUUAUAUUCACGCGUUAGUUUUAACGGCGGACUUGGCAGCGAAUCAUUCCAAUUGGUUAACAUUGUACUCCGAAUUGCUCAGUAGAAAACAAGUGCAAAUGACAAUGGCAUUAGCAUUAUUCACUGGUGACAGCGAGGUGAAGCAGAAAGUCUUGCAGUUAACAUCCUCGGUUGGGUUUCCACAGGAAUGUGUUGUCGCAGUGGCACUUUGCAUGAAAGAAUUAGAACCAUUGGUACUAGUGCAAAGUACUAACAGUGAUAUAUUGAGAAAUAUUACAAACAAGACACCUUUGAAUUAUACCGGAAACGAAAUGGCACCUUUAUUCUCGAUCGCACAAGAGGAGCGUCUUGAUGCGUUUUUGACCAGAUUACAAUCGGCUUUCGAAUCAAAUCAGAUAGCAGAUAUUCCGACAUCCGCGGUAAUGGAAUUAUACGAGUAUAAGUUAGCAGCAAUGAGGCAUUCCGAAAGGGCGAUGCAAUCGAGCUUAGAAGCGGCGAAUAAUCAUUCCACCAGUCUUCAGCAUAGAGUAGCACAAGUGGUAGCUGAAUCUUGUAGAUUACAUCAACUACUAUUCGAUACCCAGCAAUGUUUAGAAGGAACAAAAGCUGAAAAAAUUAUAUUAACAGGAAAGCUCAGUGAGAUGGAGGAUCAAUCCAAGAAAGUGCUUUUGAUCAAGAAAAAAGAAAUCGAAUCUUUGAAAAAAAUUGUGAUGGAGAAAACAGCGAAUAUAGAAUACUUGAACGAGAAACUAACGCAACGUACGAAGGAACUAGAAGUCAGUAAUAAUAAAAUUGAUACAUUAAAUAGGAAAGUCCAGGAAUCAGAAAAUGAACGCGUAACUGCUGAAACGAAAGCUACGGAUAUGAGCAAUAUGAAUCGUGAAUUAAACAAAGCUCUACAAAAAAUGAAGGAUUCUCUCAGCAAGAAAGAACAUAUUUUAGAGAAGAAAAAAGCAGAGAUUGAAACGAAUCAGAGAGAUAUAUCUGCGCUUAAGCAAGAGCUUCAACAAAUGACGCAAAUGUUGCACACGUACGAGCAGACCAUAUCGGAAAAAGAAGGGAAUAUACAAAGAAUGAAAGCAGAAUUGACUGACUUAAGCCGCAUGCGAGAUAUGAUCUUCGAGCUUACCGCUAAGAAGAAAGAUGAUUUAAAUUCAAGCUAACAUCCUUUUUACUUUAGGACUUUUACUAGUGUACGUGAUAAAUGCGUAUAUAAAUUGGUAAAUGCAAUUUUAUCUUCU